AUGCUGCGUGGUUAUCCACAGAUCGAGAAGCUGACUCUCCUGUUUACAAUGAGGGUGAGUUUGCAGAUUAUUCUUGUAACUGUUUCUCUAUCCUGUGUGGAAGGCGUUAGACGUGAGUGUCUUCUCUCCUCCUCUUCUCUUACUGGUUACAGUGAGGAUGGAAGAAUUACUUUGGGGAUGGUCGGUCCCAUCAAUACUCAAACCUCUAAGAAGAUUUCUCGCUUUACAUCCCAGCCUGCGCCACAACAGUGCAACCUUUUUAGGAGGGACCAGUAUAAAUCCAUCCUGGCUAUAUUGUUUGCUACAGAAGAAGUGAAUAGAAAUCCCAACCUUCUACCAAACAUCACUUUAGGUUUCCAAAUGUUUGACUCCUGCUUUUCUGAGGCUUCAGCUCUACAAGCUACAGUUCAGGCCAUAUCAGGAAAUAGUAACAUUGUCCCAAAUUAUGAAUGCCAGUCAAGAGUACCAGCUGUUAUUGGGGAUCCCUUGUCAGCAUCAUCUGUGGCUAUGGCAAGAGUCCUUGGAUUGUGGAAAGUUCCCCAAGUUAGCUAUGCUGCAUCUCUACCGAACUUGAGUAACAAGCUGGAGUUCCCAUCCUUCCUGAGAACCAUAGUUAGCGUUGAUGCCCAGCCUUAUGCUUUGAUUGAACUUUGUAAGGCUUUUGGAUGGAACUGGAUUGGGGUACUGAUUACAUCAACUGACUAUGGCACAGUAGGUGGGCUUACUCUUAAAACCGAGGCUACCAGAAAUGGAAUUUGCUUUGCUUUUUUUGAAACCAUACGCUUAGAUUCUAUUGACAACCAAAUGGCAAAAAUGAUAGAGAUUGUUAGAAUGUCAACAGCCUCUGUUGUUAUACUUUUUGCCUCUCCCCCAGAAGUAAAUGCAGUAUUUGUUGAGGUUCUUCAGCAAAAUGUCACAGGAAAAUUAUGGGUAGGAAUAGAAGCUUGGUUCACCUCUCCUGUUUUUUAUCAAAAAGAAUAUUGGACACUAUUAAAUGGCACCAUAGGAAUUGCGAGAAGUAAAAAAAUACUACCACAUUUUGCUAACUUCUUGCAAAAUAUCUACCCUUCAAAAUACUCCAGGAUGCUCUCUAUAAGGCAGUUCUGGGAGAGAUACUUCAACUGCAAUUGGGUUGAUUGGAUUGGUAAUAGUAGCUCCUCUGCAAUAAGCAGUACCAGUAGGACAUGUACAGGCUUAGAGAAACUGGUAACCAAUGAUGUAACAGAGAGCAACGAUCCAACAUCACAGUCAGUAUACAUGGCACACAAUGCCCUAUAUGCGGUUGCUCAUGCACUUCACAACUUGUUGACCUGCAGAACUGGAGAAGGUCCCUUUACCGGUGGCUCUUGUGCUAACAAAUAUGAUUUCCAGCCCUGGCAGGUUCUUCAUUACUUGAAGAGAGUUCAGUUUGAAAAUACAGCUGGAGAACAAAUUAAUUUUAAUGCUAACGGAGAUAUACUUGGACACUUUGACAUUCUAAAUUGGCAGCUUGCAGGAAUUGAUACAAGUACUCAUGUAAGAGUGGGAAUCUUCAAUAACUAUAUAACGAAUUUGCAGAAACUUGUGAUGAAUGAAAGUCUCAUCCAAUGGCCCAAAGGUUAUUUCAAGGUUCCUCACUCAAUCUGUAGUGAAAGCUGCUCUCCGGGCUAUAGGAAAGCCCCCCAGAGAGGUCAGCCAGUCUGCUGUUUUGACUGUGUCCUGUGUCCAGAUGGAAUGAUUUCCAGUCAAACAGAUGCUAUUGAUUGUGCAUAUUGCCCAGAAGACCAGUGGCCAAAUAGCAAACAAGACAAAUGUAUCCCUAAGGUCAUUGAAUUUUUGUCCUAUGACGAGCCACUUGGGAUGGUUUUGGCAUCAUUUUCCAUAAUCUUCUCUGUUAUCACUGUAAUGGUUCUCUGUGUUUACCUCAAAUUCCAGGACACUACGGUGGUAAAAGCCAACAACAGAAACCUCAGCUACCUUCUUCUACUCUCCUUGACAUUCUGCUUCCUUUGUUCUCUGAUUUUCAUAGGUCGUCCAACCAAUAUGGCCUGCACUAUAAGACGAACCCUUUUUUCAGUUACCUUCGCUCUAUGUAUCUCAUGUGUCUUAGCCAAAACAAUCAUUGUGGUUAUAGCCUUUAAGGCCACGAAACCAGGCAGUAGUAUGAGACAAUGGCUUGGAACCAAGACAACCAUCCUUGUUGUAUUUACCUCUACAUGCAUACAGGUGGUAAUCAUCAUGUUCUGGCUGGUCAUAGCCCCACCUUUCCUAGAACGCAAUGCCCACAUGGUGGCUGGUGUGAUCCUCCUCAUAUGUAACGAGGGCUCCAUUACUAUGUACUACUGUAGUCUUGGCUACCUAGGUGUUUUGUCCUUGUUGAGUUUUGUAGUUGCCUUCUUAGCCAGGAAUUUACCUGAUAGCUUUAAUGAGGCCAAACACAUAACCUUCAGCAUGCUGACAUUUCUAAGCGUCUGGCUAUCAUUCAUUCCAGCCUAUCUCAGCACAAAAGGAAAAUAUAUUACUGGAGUUGAGAUUUUUGCCAUAUUGCUGUCUAGCACUGGGCUUUUUGCUUGUAUAUUUUGCCCAAAAUGCUAUAUAAUUAUUUUCAGGCCAUCAAUGAAUACCAAAGAGUAUUUAAUGUCUUCAAAGACUAAAAGCUAA
Molecule: messenger RNA, 2640 nt
Organism: Bombina bombina (fire-bellied toad)
Lineage: Eukaryota; Metazoa; Chordata; Amphibia; Anura; Bombinatoridae
Product: extracellular calcium-sensing receptor-like
Exons: 7
Coding region: 1-2640 (879 amino acids)
Biological process (GO): G protein-coupled receptor signaling pathway
Cellular component (GO): membrane
Molecular function (GO): G protein-coupled receptor activity
Source: RefSeq, a predicted model, not a curated record